AUGGCUGAGCCUUUGUCUGAAUCUGAAUCCGUAGUCUUGACUUUUUGUGCUGGCGAUAAAUCUUGUUGUGAACUGAGUCAUGGAGUACUUAUACAGCAGUCUUCACAUAAACCUAGAACAGAUGUUGACCCCUGUGAAGCAUGGUGCAGUCAGCCAAUUGACAUAUUAAGAGAAUAUUGCAACAUUAUUAAAAUACGCAUCUUUUGGCCGCUUCUCUUCAAAAGUGAGAGUAAUUCUUUGGUAUCUGACUGGAGCAGUUCACAGGUUCUAGACCAGAAUUGGAGGAGACUCUAUGAUUUAGAGUUUUUGGAAGACCUUGUUGAUUUAAUUAAAAAAGUUGCUAACGUUCCAUCUUUUAUCAGUCGUAUACUGAGAAUUGGUAGCGGAAUAGAAAAUGGUUUCUUGGAUGUUGGCGAUGCUCUUGAUUGGGUCAGAAACAUAGGUGAUGUCAAUAUUCUGCAGAAACUGAAGAAACUUGGAGAUUAUGGUCGAAUCUGUCUUGAAAUUUUCUUCGUUGAAUGUAAACGUUAUAUUACUAAAGUUGCAUUAGAAGACUGUAAUUUAGUUGAAGAAUUUAAAGCUGUGACCUGUGAAAAUUGUAGGAAGAACAGUGAAUCUAUGAAACAGAAAGGAAAUGAAGAAUUUUCCCAAGGAAACUUCUAUUGUGCUAUAAUAUCAUAUACAAAGGCCAUAGAGUUUUGUCCUGCAAACCACCUUCUUUAUGGAAACCGGGCUAUUUGCUUAAUUCACACAAGACAAUAUAAGAGAGCCCUUACUGAUGGAAAGAGGGCCACUAUUUUGAAGCCGGAUUGGCCAAAGGGUCAUUACCACUUCUGUAAGGCUCUCUCCUUACUGGGGGAACAUGAAUUGGCUUUGGAAGCUAAUGAGAGAGGUCAGGAACUGUGCAAGAAUAUUCUUGAAGGACUGAAGGAUCUUAUACAACAAAAUGACAAGUUAAAGAAGACAAUAGAAGAAAUCAGUGGUAUUAAACACUAUAAGCAGAAACCGAAGAAAUCACUUCUUGGGGAAAAAGAUUGCAAUUCUUUAGAAUCUCAUUUAGUUGUUUCUCAAGAACAAAAAGAAAUAGAAAAAGACGAGAAGAGAACCCUGUCUGAUCUUAAAGAUCAUCAAUGUCAUCACAGACAUGAUAUCAGGGUAACGGAUACACAAAGAACAGAAAACAAAAAUUGGUCUUUGGAGUUUCUACCAGAUCAGAGUUACCAAUGUAAAGGAAAAUCAAAGAACAAAGCCAGUGAUUCUGAAAAGACAAAAGAUCACCUUGAUUUGAAGAUAGAGUAUAAAAGCCUCCAAGAUAAACUCAUUUGUACUGUGCAACAGGUGGAUUUAACUAUGUUACCAGAAAAGUUGACAUCUCUUGUUCAUGAAGGUUAUACAGCUUUGAUGGACCAAAGGUGUCGCAGUGCUGAACAAGCCUUUUCACAGUUACUGAGCAUGCUAAAUCCUUCAGAACUAAAGCAACUGAACCUUCGUGCUAUUAAUUAUGUUGUAAUCAUCUAUGGACACGCCACUGCCCUUCUUGGAAUAGGACAGCCUGAGGAACUGAUAAAGGCUGAAGACCAGUUUAAAAAAAUAAUUGAACAGUACCAGUCGGAAAGAUGUGAUUGUUUGGCAUACUAUGGAAUUGGAAGAGUAUACCUCAGACAAAACAGAUUUGCAGAUGCACUGGAUCAGUUUAUGAAAUCGCAAACCAUGGUUAAUCAUAAGAUUGUACCCGGAGUGUUAACAUGGCCCACAACAUCUAAGGUCAUUGAAGAGACACGGACAGGGAAUUUACAGUUGAUGUUAAAGAAUUAUAUUGAAGAAUGCAAGUUUCCUCCAGAACCAGAUGCAGUUUGCCGUUACCAGCAAUGCUAUGGCCACUCUAAAGUCCAAAUAUUUUUUACAGACCCUGACUUUAAGGGCUUUAUACGUAUUGCUUGCUGUCAGCAAUGUAAAGUGGAGUUUCAUAUCAGCUGCUGGAAAAAACUGAAAACUACAAAAUUCAGUGAUAGAAGCGAUAAGGAUUUUCUUCAAGAGUUAUGUUUCACUCCUGAUUGUACAGGCCUUAUUUCAAAAAUAGUUAUUUUCAAUUCUUCUGGUCUGAUAAAAUGUGAAUUUGAACAAAAAAUCUCAAGAACUAAGAAGCCUCCAAGGGCAAGUAUUAAACAGAAAUGUUCAAGUCUUAGGAAGCUGAAAAUGAAACAAGAAAAAAAAAUACGAAGAAAAUGUGCACGAGAAGAUGCACUGCAUUCUGCUAAAAAGAAAAUAGAAGCAAACCAAGUGGGAGUUGAGCCAUCUCAAUGCAAUGGUCACAGUGGUCAUGCUCAGUCCAUGUAUGCUGGUGACAGGAUCCUGCAGUGUAUUAUUCAGAAUGCUGAGAAAAUAAAAACAGCUGUUCUUGAUGUUUCCAAACUAUUAAAGGAAUUGCUUUCAUGGUGUGUUAUCAGUGGGGAGGAUUACAUGUCAUAUUCCAAAAUUACCAGCAUGUCACGUGAAGUGAUGGAGCAGCUCAUCAGUUACUUAAUUCAGGAAAAAAACAGAGUUAAAACAAGACUUUUUAUUCAUGUGCUAAGUGAACUGGAAGAAAUAGAUCCCAAAUUACACAAGUGGAUGAAACAUCUUAACAAUUUGGGCCUGAAAGCUACAAAGACCUUUCUCCUUCAGUAUGGGCAUUUUUUAAAAGAGCUUGAUCUUAGUAUUUUAACCACACUCUGGAAUGAAAAGUAUGGUAAUAAACUGGACUAUGUGAUGACGAGCUUUGAAGACAAAGAAAUCCUUGAUUAUUUCUUACAAGCGCCUUUAGAAAAAGCCCGUUGUUUUAUAUGGCUUUUAGAAGAUAACAGAGAAAAAUAUCCAUUUCUUCAUGAAGCUUUAGAUGAAUUCUUUGAUAAAAUGGGUGACCCUACCAUUAUAUUAAAGAAGCAGGAAAACGAAGAUAUGUCAACUAAUGGUAUCAAAGUUAAAAACAAAAACAGAAAAAAAAAAACAAAAGACUUACGGUCUGUUUUAGUGUUGUCCAGUGGAGUUAGUACAGCACCACUAGAAGAAGAAAAUAUAUUUAUAGAAGAAAAUACUUUAGAUUUUAUGAAUCUUUAUGAACCAUUUGUAAUCCCAGACUAUCUUCAAAUGGAGGAUUUUGAAGCUCUCUGUGAAGUUUCAAAUAGUAACAGUUACCAAAGUCUUUUGGAUAAUAACUUGGAUCCAACCUGUGAGAGUUUAUAUGACUACUUCUCUCAAAUCUUGGAAGCGCAUGGCCCCAUGGAAAUUAAUGAUAAGUUAUUAGUUGGAGAAUAUGAACAUUUCCCUGAAGAAGCUCGAAAAAUUGUUGAAGAUGCAGGUGGUCUGCAGUCUUUUCUUCUGGACUCUCUUCGCUUCGUUAUGGUGGAUAAUGUGGUUGGCUUAGUGAGGCAUGCACCUCUUAUUAAAGAACUUACAAAUCUGAACGAGACAGGAGAUAAUGAAGAGGGAAAUUAUAUGUGCUGUGAUACUCAAGGACAUUCACCUUGGAACAAAGUACAGUUAAAUCCAACUGCUAAGGAAUUCAAACCACUAUCUUAUACUAAACAACCUCAUAUUUCAUCCUCUACUGACAGAUCAGACACAAGCUAUGAGAUUCCAGAAAAUUUGGCUUAUUCAUUACCUGUUUCAUACGGAUCAAUGCAUUUUUUGCAUAGUCAGAAUAUGAAUACCAUGGAAAAUGAGUCUUCCUUUUCAUAUGCUGCAAAUACCGUAGAAAAUGAGUCUUCCUUUUCUGAAGUUUUACUGGACUGCCUUGAUACUAAAAAUCUUGAUGCAUCUUUGCCUCAGACUUCCCUAGGUUAUCAAUAUGAAGGAGUUUUGCCAGCACCUUUUCAAAUGCCUCUUGUUUCAAAUUUUGCCAAGCAACCUUAUAUUCAUGCUGAUCACGUAGCUCAUCAGGAUAAUAGUGAAUCAACAGUUACAGAUGAAAAUGUCUCUCAUAUUUUUAUGCCAACUGAAAUGCAAACAUACAAAGACCCCCAGUGCCUGCUUGAGAACUCGGACAACGCAGUUUCUGAAGACAACUUUGCUGCUGCAAAUAAUACGAAUGAAACUGAGCGUGACAAACCAGCUAUUAAAGUGGAGAAAGAAAGGAAAGGGAAACCUCUAAUGAAAAACAAUCCUCAUACGAAGGUGGCAGCUUUACAGGUAACUCGUGAAGUUGCUGACAGGGAAACUAAUACCUUGCCAUUUCAUCCAUUUGAAGUGCAACAGGGGGAUAUGCUGCGUAUGGAAAAAGAGCACCAGGUAUUAAAAGAACAGCUUAAAGAAGCACAGGAAAAAUAUGAACAGUUACAAAGUCGAAGCUCAGAGGAAAUCGGUGCUUUAAAAGAACUUGUGAAAAAAAGCACGGAAGAAAUAGAGAUAUCAAGGAGUGAACUGGAGUGGCUUGAUCAAGAUUUAGAAAAAAAGAAGAAAAAAUGGCAGCAGGAGAAGAAAGAAAAUCAAGAGAACUUAAAAGCAAUAAGGCACACAGUCAAAAAGCACACUGAUUCCAAUGAAACGUAUUCUAAAAACAUUGAUGAGAAGGAAAAGCAGUAUAAGCUGUACUUCAGUACAUACCUUGAGACCAGUAAUAAAUUUGCUAAUGAGAAAGUAAAACUGGAAGAACUUAUAAAAAAGAGCCAGGCUGACUGCCAAGAGUGGGUGAAGAGAGCUGUAUCAGCAGAGGUAUCAGUACUCAAAAACUGGAAGGAAACUGAAGUCUGCAGGCUCCACAGCAUAGCUGCCAACGGAGAAGCAACUCUCAGGGUGCUAAAGUCAGGGGGCAGCAGUUCAGCAUCAGCAUUACCUCAGCUGAAGUCACAGAUUGAUUCUUGGGAAACAUUUAUUUCGAGUAUUAAGAAACAAAUGGAAGAAGUAGAGGCUCAGUAUGAAGAAAAAAUUCAAAUGGUGAAAAAUGGUGCAAAAAACUGCCUCACUAAGAUGCAAGCCUACGAUCUUUCAUCUCCUCCCAGUGUCUUGUCGUGUUGGUUGCCUCCGGUCCCUGGGCAGGCAGGAAGCGGGUCUGGGUCCACACUUGCAGUGCCGCCCGUCACCAACGGUGACGUCGGAGCUCCUCUUGCUCCCGAAUCCCUUCCCCUCGCCGCCUCUUCCCAGGUGUCUUUCCCCGUGCGGUGCAGGAUUCUCAAGAGCCUUCUGAGGAGAAUGUGCAGCUGCUCUCAGUGGUCAUCCUCAGGUUACCGUCCGUUUGCAGUCUCGGCAGCUGGUCCGUCCCGUGCUCCUGGAAGGGCUCCCCAGAACGGGCAGCCGAGCCACAGCCGUCCCGGGGACGCGGCCGCACAGCCGAGGCCGCCCGGACUUCCCAACAACAAAACGCUUCCAAAAGCAUUCGAUACCAUCAUUGCAAGCCUACAGCCCAUUUUCCCAAAUUAUAGCAGUUCAGACUUUGUCAACUUCAUAAAAGAAGUACGAAUGCAAAAUGGAAACACGUUGUCAAGUCUGCGCUUGGAGGAGAUCCUUAGUCGGGUGACAGAACUCAUUCUGGACCAUCAAAAUAAGGCACCAGCUUCAGUGGGGGGAGCUGUGAAGUCGGUGUCUCCUGCGGCGCUAGGACAGAACGGAGCUCAAGCAGUAGCUGCAGAACAAACUGUACCCAGCCCACCCAAGGCAAGACCUAAAAGUGCUCCCAGUAAAAACCCGUAUCCAUCUCGGCCCAAUUCCCAGCCAUGGGGAAACGUUGGAGCAACAUCCAGAUCCAAAUGGAAAAAAUCAGAUGAUCUGGCCUCCGACGAUGAUCCUUGCAUAAUAUGUCACGAGGAGCGAGGCAGAGACUCGUGUGAGCUAGAAUGUGGGCAUCGUUUUCACAGAGAAUGCGUUGGAACGUGGCUUAAGGAACAUUCGAGUACCUGCCCCAUCUGUCGUGUUCAUGUUCUGUUACCUGAAGACUUUCCUGAACUUUCUGCACGAAACAAAUAUGUUUAA
This is a messenger RNA of Tinamus guttatus (white-throated tinamou), 5943 nucleotides long. The record is from RefSeq and is a predicted model, not a curated record. Lineage: Eukaryota; Metazoa; Chordata; Aves; Tinamiformes; Tinamidae.